AUGACGCUCCGCGGAAACCACCUGCGCAUUAGCGGCGUUCGCGGAAGCGUUAACCGCACCCACUAUUGCAGCGUCAGCGGCAUAGGCAUCCUGCGCAGCAGCGGCAGCAUCGGCGGCAGCGGCAGUGGCGGCAGCAGCGGCAGCAGCGGCAGCGGCGUCAAGCAACUCGCGCUAGCUUCUCCUCUCUUUGGUUGCACGAAUGUCCCACCCACGAGACCCAGCAACAGCAGCGACUUUUAUCGCUCACCGCAACGAGCGGAACGCGGCGGCGGCGGCGGCAGCGGUGGUUUGCUGUGGCCGUUCGCGCCGCACGGACCGUCGUCGUUCGAGGCGCCUCGGCACAGACCCCCCGAAAUAGUCACACUGGCCACCAGGCAACAGGCGAUAAUCACGCUGGCGAGCCGCCACCAGACUUUCUCCUCAUUCGACGAUUUGAUUCACUCCUCGGAUCUUGUCCUCGUCGACUUCUACGCCACGUGGUGCGGGCCGUGCAAGCACAUGGCGGGCGUGCUGCAGAGCCUCUCGCACCGACUGCUCGCAUCCGUCAAGAUCGUGAAGAUAGACACGGAGAAGUACCCGGCGCUCGCAUCGCAGUACGGCAUCACGGCGCUGCCCACCAUCGUGCUCUUCAGACACGGAAGCCCCGUGGACCGCAUCGAGGGCAUUCUUCCCCCUGAAGAGCUCAUUCUGCGGCUCAGCUCUCUGCUCGCCCCCUCCCACACACACUAG
Molecule: messenger RNA, 729 nt
Organism: Closterium sp. NIES-65
Lineage: Eukaryota; Viridiplantae; Streptophyta; Zygnematophyceae; Desmidiales; Closteriaceae
Source: the annotation of a GenBank genome assembly